Messenger RNA from Gryllus bimaculatus (two-spotted cricket), 2851 nucleotides. Lineage: Eukaryota; Metazoa; Arthropoda; Insecta; Orthoptera; Gryllidae. The record is from the annotation of a GenBank genome assembly.
CUUUCGUAUUGGUGUUGGUAUGUAGCGUGCGGUGUGCUGCCAAGUUGUAUUCGUAUGUUAUCGUGUGAAUGGUAUCGAGUAAUACAUUUUAAUUUGCUAGUGAAUGAAUAAUCAGAAGGCAUAGAAAAUGCCUUCUCGAACUGACUAUGAGGAUUCAAGUGAUGCGGAAUCGAAUGCCAAAGAUUCUGGUUCCGACUCGGACAGCGGCGACCAGGGAAGCGGUUCUAGUCGCAGUAGCAGCAGGAGCGGCAGUCCUGUGAGCGCUCAGGGCAGUGCUCCAACACCAGGGCGUAGCUUGGGGGACGACGGAAACUCCGGCAGUGACAGUGACGGCGGAGCCAAAUCAGCUCGUAGCGCAUCUGUUACCCCGGCGCGCUCGCAAACCAACGAAGGUUACUCGUCGGGAUCGCCUUCGGACGGAGAGGGAUCUGCAGCCGCGUCCGCAGCAGGAUCGAGAUCGCAGCGAUCCAGAAGCGGUUCUGGAAGCGCGCCCGGCUCGCCACAGUCAGCCGUCUCCAACAGCAGCAGCCGGCGUUCGGCGCGAUCGCGAUCGGUGGCUAGUCGUAGUAGUCGAACUAGCCGCACCAGCCGUACCAGCCGACGCUCCAUCUCCGCCCCUCGCUCUCCUGAUGGAAACCAAAGCGACCACUCCCAAAGUGCGGGUUCGCGAGAAGGAAGCCCAGAAUCUCGUGCAGACAGUGGUGGAUCUCGGGCAGGAAGCCCAUCUUCCCACCCAGGCAGUCCUCAAUCCCACAAAUCUCAAAGUUCACGUUCACAUCCACAAAGUCCUCAUUCUCAAGCCUCUGGCAGUCCACAAGCUUCUGGUAGUCCUCAAGCUUCUGGAAGCCCUCAUGCUUCAGGUAGUCCGCAAGCUUCUCCCCGUUCAGAUGCAACUGGACCAUCUCGCAGAUCUGGUUCACAUCGGUCUGAGUCUCCAGAAAGCAAUCAUUCACGAUCUAGAUCAAGGUCACGAUCAAGAUCAGGUUCUCGCUCAAGAUCUCCAAGUCAGGAAAAGGCAGCAUCAGGUGAUGGACAUAAAAGUGAUGAUGAAAAGAGUCACUCAGGUUCUGAACACUCUGACAAAGGUUCUGAGAAGGGGUCAGAUAGAGAAUCUGACAAAGGUUCUGAAAAGGGAUCGGAUAAAGAAUCCGAGAAGGGAUCAGACAGAGAAUCUGAUCAUUCACCGAGGGGGUCAGAUGAUGAAGACAAACGCUCAGCUAAAAGUGAUAAGAAAGAUCAUUCUGACCAGUCGGGUGAUGAAAGUGAUGUAGAACGGAAAUCUGUGAAGAGAAAAGCAGAAAGUAGUGGGGAUGAAGGUGAUAAGAAAGCUGAAAGUGAUGCUGAGAGCGAUGAUGACAAAAAACGAAAGCGAGCUAUAAUAAGUGAUGAUAGUGGUUCAGAUGCUGAAUUGAAACAUAAACCAAAAAAGCGUGGAGCUGCGAAGGUAGCAAGUGAUGACAGUGAUGCUGAGGAGAGACCUGAGAAAGCAGGAAGUGAAGAUGAGAGCGGAGGAGAAGGACCCUCUGCGACCGCGGAGGCUCUCUUUGGGGAUGCAAGUGACAUCAGCUCUGACGAGGAAGAGAAAGCAGCAAAAGCUAAGAGAACUGCCAGUACUGAGGAUCGUGAAAGUGGAGCUGAGAGUGAUGUAGUAGCAGAGCGCAGAGAUGAUGACGAUAUGGAAAUAGAUGGAGCUGAAAGAGCAGAGGCUCAAGAGGGAGAGAAUGAGGAAGCAGAAAAGGAGAAUGAAGAGCCAAUUCCAGAGACAAGAAUUGAUGUGGAAAUCCCUAAAAUUACAUCUGAUCUUGGACGUGAAAUCCAUUUUGUAAAACUGCCAAACUUCUUGUCUGUGGAGACUCGACCCUUUGACACUGAGACGUAUGAAGAUGAAAUAGAUGAAGAAGAAACCUUAGAUGAAGAAGGUCGUGCUAGGUUGAAACUGAAAGUUGAGAAUACAAUUCGAUGGAGAGAGGUUUUCAACAAUCAGGGAGAUGUUGUCAAAGAGAGCAACGCUCGUUUUGUGAAGUGGUCAGAUGGAAGCUAUUCUCUGCACCUUGGCUCUGAAAUAUUUGAUGUGUAUAAGCAACCAUUGCAGGAAGAUGACCCUAUCUUUGGCGGACAGAUCUCAGAAGACUUCUGGCAUCAAAGUUCUGUCUCAGGUGGUGACAAUCGUCCUCCCAUAUACUCUAGUGAUGAAGAAGGAUCUGAUAUUGAGUCAAGAAGAGCAAAACGCUUGGACAAAGCAAAGGCUUUGAAAGACUCAGAUGAGGAAUCUGAAAAGUCUGCUUCUGGGUCAGGUUCAGGAUCUGGGUCAGGUUCUGGUUCAGCCUCGGGUUCUGGAUCUGCGGAGGAGGAUGAAGAAGACGGAAAUCAGUCUGGAUGAACUGAUUCACAGUACUGAGUGUAUAUAAAGUUUUUAUGACAAUCCUGUGGGAAUUUAACACACAGGGCAGUAGUUAGUAGUGACACACUCUGUAAAGAAAUCAACAUUGGGUAAAAUAAUGUGUAAAAAUUGGCUAGAUUUGGUAUCUUUUGAGAAUUUUGUAUUGAGAAAAAUAACUGCAUUGAUUUUUACAUAAAUUCGUUAUUUAUAUUCUGAUUUUUAAGAGGAUAGUUGUAUUCAACAAGGUUAUUAAUUAUUUUCAAUAUGGAAAUCAUAAUCCCUUUUUUGUCUUUAAGUAAUGUACGAUAUCUGUACAUGCUUUGUUUCACGAAUUUUACCAGUUUUCAGAAAAUAGAAUUCAACUGUGUUGUACAUUUGUGCAAGGGAAAAGAAACAAGACAAGACAUGUGACACGCUAUGAGGUCCAUUGUACAAUUUCCGAAUGACAUAAAUAAAAUGUCAGCUUUAUAA